AUGGCAGACAAGCCAGACAUGGGGGAGGUGCAGAAGAAGAAGAAGAUGGGGGUGCAGAAGAACACCCUGCCCACCAAAGAGCAGACCAUUGAAUAGGAGAGGCGGAGUGAAAUUUCCUAA
Molecule: messenger RNA, 120 nt
Organism: Myotis davidii
Lineage: Eukaryota; Metazoa; Chordata; Mammalia; Chiroptera; Vespertilionidae
Product: thymosin beta-4-like
Source: RefSeq, a predicted model, not a curated record